Molecule: messenger RNA, 573 nt
Organism: Penicillium expansum
Lineage: Eukaryota; Fungi; Ascomycota; Eurotiomycetes; Eurotiales; Aspergillaceae
Exons: 1
Coding region: 1-573 (190 amino acids)
Source: RefSeq, a predicted model, not a curated record
AUGAUACAUAGGGCUCAGUACAACCAGGCCGUUGCCUUGGGACCGGGCAAUCAUCUAUUUGAUCUGAUGCAGAGGGUUAAUUCUCUGCACUGCACUGAAAAUGGAGAAUUCAACCUAAGCCCACUCAUCAUUUCGGCUGCAGUUCAUAUAUGGCACGAUCUUGAUGACUGGCACCCGGCAGGAACAGAUCUCAUAAACGAGCGUGGCAACUUAUACGAGUCCUAUAAGUUUGCGUUGUUUAUCUGGACCUACAUCAUCGUACACCCAGAUGACAUUGGCGGAGAAAAGGUCCAAGACGCUUUGCACUAUGCCAUGUUCAAUAUAUCGGAAGUCGAAGGCCCUGACCUAGUGCCGCUUGUCAUUAUUCCGCUCUUUUUGAGCGGAUUGGCAGCUAUCCGACCUGUCGACCGAGAUAUGGUCAGUGAACAGUAUGACCGAGUGGAGAGUUACUCCGAACAUGGCAGUGUCACACUCUCCAGAGAUAUUGUCCGAUCAAGCUGGGAGAAGCACGAUGAUGGGAUAGAGCGAAGUUGGGAUUGGAGGAGAUGGCGCGGCUCAUCGCUCAGCUCAUAG